AUGGGGGCCGCGCCUUUGAGCCUGGCUCGAUUCACCAAGAGCAGCAGAGUAGAGCUGAAAGUCAGGAGCCGGUUAUGUCAGUACCCUUUGUAUAAAUUAACUGCCUUUAAUGACUGCCAUGCCGAAUGCACAUUCAGGUUUCCGAGCACAAACAUCAAGAUCACGUUCACAGCUCUGUCCAGUGAGAAGAGGGAGAAGCAAGAGGCGCCCGUGUCUCCAGUGAAGCCCGUGCAGCCACACAUCUCACCCCUGACCAUCAACAUUCCAGACACCAUGGCCCACCUCAUCAGCCCCCUCCCCUCCCCAACGGGAACCAUCAGUGCUGCGAACUCCUGCCCAUCCAGCCCCCGGGGAGCAGGGUCUUCAGGGUACAAAAUGGGGCGUGUGAUACCAUCUGACCUCAAUUUAAUAGCUGACAGCUCACAGCCAGAAAAUGAAAAGGAAGCUUCAGGUGGAGACAGUCCAAAGGAUGAUUCAAAGCCACCUUACUCCUAUGCACAGUUGAUAGUCCAAGCAAUUACCAUGGCUCCUGAUAAACAGCUCACUCUCAAUGGAAUCUAUACACACAUCACUAAGAACUACCCCUACUACAGGACGGCGGACAAGGGCUGGCAGAAUUCCAUCCGCCACAAUCUGUCCCUGAAUCGCUACUUCAUCAAAGUGCCACGAUCCCAGGAAGAGCCGGGCAAGGGCUCCUUCUGGAGGAUAGACCCUGCCUCCGAGAGCAAGCUGGUGGAGCAGGCCUUCCGGAAGCGGCGGCCCCGGGGCGUGCCCUGCUUCAGAACCCCUCUGGGGCCACUGUCCUCUCGGAGUGCACCGGCCUCCCCCAACCACGCAGGAGUGCUGUCUGCUCAUUCCAGUGGCGCCCAGACCCCUGAGAGCCUGUCCAGGGAAGGCUCGCCGGCCCCCUUGGAGCCUGAGCCCAGCGGCACACAGCCCAAACUCGCAGUCAUCCAGGAGGCACGGUUCGCUCAGAGCGCACCAGGCUCACCUCUUUCCAGUCAGCCCGUCUUAAUCACCGUCCAGCGGCAGCUGCCCCCAGCCAUGAAGCCCGUCGCCUACGCCGUCGCCGCCCCGGUGACCACCUCUGCCUCACAGCCGCCCGUGGUGCAAACCGUCCACCUCGUCCACCAGAUACCAGCCGUGUCGGUCGCCAGCGUGGCCGCGCUGGCCCCGGCAAACACCUACACUGUCGCCGGCCAGGCCGUGGUCACCCAGGCGGCAGUCUUGGCCCCUCCGAAGGCAGAGCCGCAAGAGAAUGGCGACCACAGAGAGGUCAGAGUGAAGGUAGAGCCUGUUCCUGCAGUUGGCCACGCCGCGCUGGGCGCCACUGGCCGCAUCCUCCAGGCGUCGCCAGGCCCCCCCGUGCAGACGGUCACCAUUGUGCAGCAAGCGCCUCUGGGCCAGCACCAGCUCCCGAUCAAGACGGUCACGCAGAACGGGACCCACGUGGUGCCCAUCCCCCCCGCCGUGCACAGCCAGGUGAACAGCGCUGCUAGCCCCCUACACAUGCUGGCCACCCACGCCUCCGCGUCGGCCUCCCUGCCCACCAAGCGCCAAAACGGCGACGAGGCAGAGCAGCCGGAGCUGAAGCGGAUCAAGGCCGAGGACGGGGAGCGCAUCGUCAUCGCCCUGAGUGUCGACGCCCCUCCGGUGGCCGUGCGGGAGAAGGGGCUCCAGAACUAGCACUGAGCGCUGCUCACGCGGACGUCAACUCUGGUGCCAAAAGGAGAGAGCGGCGCCGCCCGUGCAAAGGAAGGGCCCUGCGGUUGGACUUCACUUCCCAGCACUGAAAACACAAACCCAGGUGGCCUUAAAACUCCCUUCCAUGGACCAAGUCACACGGGAGCCAGUGCGCAGCGGCCCCCGGCUUGAGCUGGUGUUCCCGCAGAGCGCCCGCUGGGCCGCCGCUUGUGAGCUCAGCUUUUCAGGACGCACAACAAGGACCGGCCUUUGGGCCCAAGCCUCCUGUGGGGUGGAGGCCGGCCAGCGCCUGAGUGAGCGGAUCUUGCAGACUGGGCUCACCAAGGGAUGGGCCAGAGCCAGCCACCCCCCUCCCGGAGACAAGACAGUGUUUUGUUGUUCACGUGGAAUUAGAAUAUUUUGAGGUGUACUUUCUUUACACAGUAAUGGGGGUCUUUGACAUUUCACACCACUCCAUUUCUACUCUGGAAAUUUUGGAAUCACAGAACCUUUCACGUGGGUUAAUUUGGGGACAGCAGCGACACCAUUCUGUUUGUUUCUGUGGUUUGUUUUCAGCUGGUGGGAUGGUCUAUCUGUCCUGUGCUCCUCCGGGACACUUGCACGUCCCUCCCCCUGUCAGAACGGGGGGCAGUGCGCGCGGGUGACCAGGACACACCCCGCCCUGCCGCCCACCUCCUCGCCGCCUCCUUGUCCGUUCCUGCGCGUUGACUGUCCCUGGUAUCAUUUCCUACUCUUAAGUAAAGCAGUCUCCUAAGUGUUGUGUAUGCCCAAAACAACAGACCCUCCCUUCUUUCCUUCCUUCCUUCCGUCCUUCCAUCCUUCCUUCCUUGGAAAACAGAUCGAGUAUGUACCCUAGGAACCCAUGCUCACAGAACUCGAUCUC
Messenger RNA from Dipodomys ordii (Ord's kangaroo rat), 2587 nucleotides. RefSeq names its product forkhead box K2 (gene Foxk2). Gene Ontology annotation, biological process: regulation of transcription by RNA polymerase II. Gene Ontology annotation, molecular function: DNA-binding transcription factor activity, RNA polymerase II-specific; RNA polymerase II cis-regulatory region sequence-specific DNA binding. The coding region runs from base 1 to 1686 and encodes 561 amino acids. The transcript has 11 exons. NCBI's taxonomy places the organism in Eukaryota, Metazoa, Chordata, Mammalia, Rodentia, Heteromyidae. The record is from RefSeq and is a predicted model, not a curated record.